Messenger RNA from Pseudoliparis swirei, 532 nucleotides. RefSeq lists its product as uncharacterized. The transcript is spliced from 2 exons. Gene Ontology annotation, biological process: negative regulation of apoptotic process. The record is from RefSeq and is a predicted model, not a curated record. NCBI's taxonomy places the organism in Eukaryota, Metazoa, Chordata, Actinopteri, Perciformes, Liparidae. Bases 95 to 532 code for a protein of 145 amino acids.
CUGGUGACACCUCCUCCUCAUGAUUUAAGGAGCAGAGUGAUGGAGCAGAGAGGAGGUGAAGAACGACUUCCUGAAAGGAGAAAAGGAGAAUUAAAUGAGAGGAGAAGGAAAAAAGAGAAGAAUCUACGGCUGUCCUCCUCCUCCUCCUCCUCCUGCAGACUGCCACCUGAGGUCCUGGGGCCUCUGGAAACCAUCACCUACUCCUCCUCCUGCUCCUCCUCCUCCCCCCCGUCGGGUCCUGUACCCGGCCUCCAGGUCCCGGCGGCCCCCCCAGAGGGAGGACCCGGACCCAGCCCGCCGCUGGCUGCUGCUCCUCUGCGCUCUCGUGUUCCUGCAGAUCUACACGGAGGAGACGCACACCUGCACAGAGCUCCAAAACCAGAACCAGAACCACAACCAGAACCACAACCAGGACACGGCAGUGCCACACCCCCAGCAGGGAGAGAGAGGCCUGUGCUCGGUUCAGGGGGGGACGGGGGAGGAGCCCUGGAGGAUCCAGAUGGUGGGCGGAGCUUCAGAGACUCAGCUGUAG